Molecule: messenger RNA, 1629 nt
Organism: Stylonychia lemnae
Lineage: Eukaryota; Ciliophora; Spirotrichea; Sporadotrichida; Oxytrichidae
Source: the annotation of a GenBank genome assembly
AUGGAAGCACAAAAAGACAAAUCAAAUUCUAUCAUCGGCAAGUAAAUCUAGAUUAAAAAUAUUAGAAUUGAGGGUUAAGGAACACCUUUAAGGAGACAGAGAGGUCCCACAAUGAAAAUUCAUUUAUCUUCUAAGCAUAAAAAGCGAUUUUCUGCAAUGAGAAGAUAGUCUGAGGGUUCUAAAGAUGACUCUAGUUAUAUGAUUGGUGAGGGUAGAGUAUCAGCUAGGUAUAAUUAGAAUCAUAACAUUAAAUCUAUAAAUGGAGAUUUACCACUAGGAGAAGAGAUAGAGUCACCAAGAAAUAAUUUUCAAAAUUAAACUCUUAUACAAGUGGUAAAUGCUACAAUUAAUCCUAAUUCCAAUGCAAUAAAGAGACUAGAUGAAAGCACAAUCCAAAAGCAAAAUAUGUCCCAGCAGCCAUAAACAUAAUAAAUUCGGGGUGGAUAGGCUAACCUCAAAAUUAAAAGGCCUUUACAAACUAAUUUAUUUUCUGAGAGUACCUCUAAUCAAGUUAAUUAGACAUCUUUUAUUUUCAAGGCAGAUUAAAUGGACUAUUAAAAAGGUGAUGCCAGCACUUUUUCACCAAUGUAAAAAAGAAGAAACCUACAAGUGUCCACUACUCUCUACCCUAGACUUGUUAUGUCUUAGCAACAAAGCCCAAGAAAGUAAAUCUAAAAAUAGGAGAAAAUGAUUUAAUACAAUCAUGGUGUAUUAUCAUAGACAUUAAGUCAAAGCCCCAGAUUAGAAAUAUUAGAAAUAAAUUAAAAUAAAAAUAAUAAAGAUUUCAGAUAUUAUUUAGAAAUAAUCGAAUAAGUUAAAAAGGAAAAUGAACAGUUGAAAGACCUUAAUCGAAAACUUGUGGAUGAAUUGGAAAUCUACAGAUAUAAGGAUUCUCUGAAAGAAGCUGAGAAAUAUUACGCUGAAGAGCACGAAUAAAUGUAAGAGAUGAUCUCAGAUAUGAUAGAUCAACUUAGAUUCUCAACAUAAGAGAAAGAAGAGCUUGAAAAAAAUUUUGAAUUCGUUGUUGAUGAUAGCAUUGAACAAAUUAAAACUCAUAUUGAUAAAUUUAACGAAGAGUAUGCCUUAAGAUUGAAACUUGAAAAGGAAUUAAAUGAUAAAACUGAGAGUUAUAUAAAUAUGGAAGCCAGAUUAGAUUAAUUAACUAAAGAAAAAACUAAAUUAGAUUAGGAUUAUGAGGACCUUAAAAAGCAUUAUUUUGAAGUAUGCAAAAAGGUGUAGAGAUAUUAAAGAAUCUAUCAUGAUGUAGAUAUCAGCUAAAUCCAUGAAAAGAUUACCUUGCUUAAUACUGAGAAUGAUUAUUAUAAGAAUUUGUCUCAAAAGUUGUAAUCUAUGAAUGUAAAUCUGAGAAUGAAAGCUAAAACUCUGUUGAUAAAGCAAAAAGAUAGUGGGUUGGUUUCAUAAAAUUCAAAGUCUAAGAAUGAUGAUUAUGAAUUUGAUAAUGAUUAAUCCCCUACUCUUGUAAAGGAUGUAAUGAGAAAAGAGCAGCAAGCAAUUUAAGAGGAGGAAGACGAAGAUCUUGACAAAGAUGAAAUGUAAAAGCAAGUAGUGAGACCAGAUUUCGAGAGUGAACUUGAAAAAUCGGGAUUCAGUUUAAUGACAAGAUUUUGA